This is a messenger RNA of Drosophila innubila, 855 nucleotides long. RefSeq lists its product as uncharacterized. Lineage: Eukaryota; Metazoa; Arthropoda; Insecta; Diptera; Drosophilidae. The coding region runs from base 33 to 815 and encodes 260 amino acids. The record is from RefSeq and is a predicted model, not a curated record. The transcript is spliced from 4 exons.
UUCUGGAUAUCUACUCACUUAAUUUCAUAAAAAUGCUUAUUAAAACUUGGUAUUUACUGGGACUUUUACUGCUCUCGUUAGUGUUUUCAUUCGCUGAAGCAGCCAAAUACUUGACUGAGAAACCCGAUAUUCUUAUACCCUGCUCCUUGGAUGAUGCCGGCUUCAACAAUUGCCUUGGUAGAAAUCUGCAAGUUAUGCUAACUAACUGGAAGGAUGGAGUACCUGGUACAAAAACAGUGGGACCCUGGGAACCUUUCUCCAUAAAACGAGUGAAACUGUCACAAAAUGACAACAGUGCCCUUGCCAUUAAUGCAGACCUUCGAAAUAUUGUGGUCAGAGGCGCCAGUCAAGCAGUGGUCAAGGAGACCAGGUACAAUCAGAAGCAAUACAAACUCAGAGCUCUUUUAAACAUCCCAAAGCUGAGCUUUGAUUUCGACUACAAAGUAAGGGGUAAUAUUCUCGUAUUAAAUCUUAAUGGUCAAGGCAAGGGUCAAUUCGAAGCUGGUAAAAUAACGAUGGUUGUUGAACUUGAUGUCAAACCUCGUAUUACACCAGAAGCUAACUUUGCCGAUUUGCAACACGUGAAAACUAAUAUCCCAGAGAUCGGCAGUUUCAAAGUCAAACUAAACAAUUUGUUUGGAGGUGAUAAGCAACUAGAGGAGACCGCUCAUACGAUCAUCAAUGAAAACUGGCGUCAGUUCGUCGACAUUCUGCGACCUGCCAUUGAACAGGCAAUUGAGGCGGUAAUGUCAGAUCGCUUUACGAAGCUAUUGAAUUAUCUUCCGGCCACUUAUCUGAUUGAGAACUUUCACUAAGUGGAAAUAAAUUACAUGUCUCGUAUUUUGAUCAAUCAAA